Messenger RNA from Triticum dicoccoides, 1232 nucleotides. RefSeq lists its product as uncharacterized. The transcript has a single exon. NCBI's taxonomy places the organism in Eukaryota, Viridiplantae, Streptophyta, Magnoliopsida, Poales, Poaceae. Bases 125 to 889 code for a protein of 254 amino acids. The record is from RefSeq and is a predicted model, not a curated record.
CCGUCCUUCCCGAGACUCAGACGACCUCCCGUCGCACUCUCCUGCAUCCUUGCCUCUUCUCCACACUCACCAGCUCCAAGGCAUAAACCUCUCCCUCCCUGUCUGGCAAUCAUCAUUGUCAACAAUGGCGGAACCCAAGGCGGCCAAGAACAAGUCGUCGUCCAAGUCCAAGAAACAUCACCACCAGGGGGACGGCGAGGCGUCCAAGAAGGCGACCAAGGCGAAGGCCGAGGCCACGGCCACGCCGUCGCCGGCGCCGGCGCCGUCGCUCGACGCGCACUUCAAGCCGUGUGCCGACGUGGCGGGCCUCCGCUUCGGGGCGCAGCUCGUCACGCGCGCGCUCACCGUGCGCCGCGCCGGGCCGCUCGAGCUGCCGCACCUGCUCCGAGUCGUCGUCCCUGACGCCGGCGCCGGGCAGAACACAAAGGGCAAAGGGGCGCAGCCGCUGUCGUUCGCGCCGACGACGACCGCAUACAUCCCGACCAACUUCGCCAUCCUGGCGCACCACGCGUGGCACACGCUCACGCUCGGGCUCGGCACCAAGAACUCCAAGGCCGCCGUCUUCGUCUUCGAGUCGGCAGCCAUGAAGGCCGCCGCCGACGCCGCCUGGCCGCAGGUCCUGCCGCUCGGGGACGUCGGAAAGCGCCUCCUCCGUGCCGCCCCGGGCGCGCCGGAGAUGGCCCGCUUCAAGUUCCGCAAGGGCUGCGUCACCUUCUACGUCUACGCCGUCCGGACCGCCCGGGCGCGCGGGUUCGCGCGCGCCGAUGAGCUCAGGGCAGUCAUCGAGGCCGUCGCCAAGCUCAAGGACUUCUUGGACCACACUGCCAUGCUCGCGCUCCCGGGUCAGAGGAGCAUUGACGCGGCCGCUCCGGUGGGCAUCGUGCAUUGAUGCAAACUUAUAUUUGCUUUUCUGUAUAGAGAUCUCUUCUUUCUUUUUCUUUUGUUCUGGCGUGUGAUUAAUUUCUGAAUGUGACAUCUGAAAAAACUGAAUUUGAGCACUUGUUUUGUGGAUUGAGAUGCUGAAAAAUUCCUAAACUCUCUUGUUAAUUGAUCGAUCGACGAUUGGCCUCAGGAGAUGUAACUACAAUAGCAUAUCUUCAGGUUGGAAAAUGGGAAGCUGAUCUUGGCUCUCUCACCCUUUGAUUCUUCACGCUGUGACGAGAUACAUGCUUGAAGUACACAAACUUGUCAGAGUUCAGUUCUUGAAUGUGACCCCAAGUUUUUAUGCAAAU